This is a messenger RNA of Guillardia theta CCMP2712, 1171 nucleotides long. RefSeq lists its product as hypothetical. Lineage: Eukaryota; Cryptophyceae; Pyrenomonadales; Geminigeraceae. Bases 8 to 1120 code for a protein of 370 amino acids. The record is from RefSeq and is a predicted model, not a curated record. The transcript is spliced from 3 exons.
AGGCCCGAUGGUCGAAGCUGGCCAUGUCCGAAUAGGCCUGAUGCAUGGAAACGAUGCGCCUGUCAACAAGAGGCGAAAGAUCGCUUUUAUCGCGUUAUCGUCGGUGGCUAUUUUGGUCUCUGCCUUGUUAGUGGGGAGGUCUAAUCCGCGCAUUGAGAUGCAAGAGAAAAAAGCCCGCUUUGAGCAGCUCUCUGGGGAUUUGCUUGGUAGUCUGGAGCAAGCGAUGGAUAGCUCUGUUGACAACAAAGUUCAAAGCAUGAUGAGUACGCGUCCUGUUCAGCACGUUUCGUCGGUGCAGGGAUACCACAAGCUUCUCCCAUUUGAUCCUCAUCCCUACGUAACUCAAACUCAGUUGGACCGACUGCUUGCUGAGAAGAGGGAGCUGGAAACUAAGCGUGAAGCCAUUCUCCGCACUCUUCGAUUGAGGAGGGAGGCGGCAGCAGCCAAGGCAGCCAAGGACGCGGCUGCGUUGGAUCGCAUCCGCUUAGAACGCGCUGUGACUGCAGCGAAGAAGAGACAACUACAAGCUGCGCAACGAGCAGCUCGUGCGGCCGCAUCCGAGAUGAAACAAGCUGCAAUCGCCAAGCAGCAGGCUAUUCAUGCAGCUGAAGUUGCAUCAGCUAGACAAAAGGAGCUUGAGUACAUGAGCGAAGUCAAUCAUCAACAAGCGGAAGAAUCCGCGCAGUAUGCGGCGAAGGAAAACGUUGCAGAUGACAUGCAGUAUCAGCAGGAUAAGUCAGCUGUGGACAGCAAGCUUAAAGGAUACCUUCUCCAAGAGAAAGACCUUCUAAGAAAGAUUGCUGCUGCUGAAAAAGUGGCUGCACAUGGUGGAAAAUGGCCAGAGACUGGCAUGCCGAAGACUUUGUCAGCAAAGGCUGCACAGGGUCAACUCAGGCAGACAACCACAAAUGCGAAUAGUGCGGAAAGUCAAAUCAUUGGAUCGAUCGCACAGGCAAUUACGAACAAUAAACGCCAAAUUCAGAGGGAUCGCGUGCAGGCUCAACAACUGCAGGCCAAAGAGAUCAGCAUCAACUCCAACGUUGAGGCACUCAAGGCAAGCGACUUGCGAUUGUCAAAGGAAUUGAUUGAUGCAGAACUCAAGAGAGUUAGGAAACAAUAGAUAGCGAGAGAUGCGAAUUUUCUUAAAUCAUUAGAUGUGGACACAUUCCCA